Molecule: messenger RNA, 1412 nt
Organism: Cydia amplana
Lineage: Eukaryota; Metazoa; Arthropoda; Insecta; Lepidoptera; Tortricidae
Product: cytochrome b5-related protein-like
Exons: 5
Coding region: 29-1375 (448 amino acids)
Biological process (GO): lipid metabolic process
Molecular function (GO): heme binding
Source: RefSeq, a predicted model, not a curated record
UAAUUCUUUUUCAGGUUUUUCCUAAGUCAUGGCACCAAACUCUAAAAAACCGACAACGGAUCGACGACAAGUCAGCUUUCCCCAUUUAGAAUACCCGGUAACGCGCGAGGAGGAGCCCCGGACUCCUCAGCAGUGGCUGAAGGGCAAGCGGCUGCAGGACGGCGCGCAGGAUCUGUGGAGAAUACAUGACUCACUAUACGACUUGACCAGUUUUGUGGACGACCAUCCUGGAGGUGCACAGUGGAUCACAGUUACUAAGGGGACUGAUAUAACAGAAGCCUUCGAAACUCAUCACCUUAAAGGCCUAGCUGAAGAACACCUACCGAAAUACUUUGUCAGAAAAACUGACGCACCAAGAAACUCUCCGUUUACAUUCACCGAAGACGGUUUCUACAAGACUCUUAAGCUAAAGGUGGCUGAAAAGUUAAAAGAAAUCCCUAAGAGCGUCAGAAAGCGUAGUGACUUCGUCACCGACAACUUGUUGGCUGCUUUCGUGACUGUCAGUUCAUUGUCAUGUUGGAUGAUGAGUAGGAACAUUUGGGUUGGACUAGCUUUGAUCCCGGCUAGCGGUUAUCUUCUGUCAAGUCUCGUGACCUGUUCUCAUAAUUACUUCCACAGAAGGGAUAACUGGAGGAUGUACAUAUUCAACCUAAUAGGAUCGUCUUAUUCAGAUUGGCGCAUAUCACAUGCAAUGUCACAUCACAUGCAUACGAAUACUGCUCAAGACAUCGAGCUGAGUGUGUUAGAGCCUUUUAUGCUCUUCUUGCCGUACAGAACCAAGUCGUUGAUCGAGCAACUGGCUGCCUUGUAUUGGCCUGCAAUUUACUCAGUUGCAAUGGUGGUGCAAUUAGUGAAGGAAGUCAUAUGCUGCGCCGUAAAACUCGAAGGCAAGCAAUUAUCGUUAGCCAAUGCGAUUCCCUUCCUCGUGCCCAUUUGGAUGUGGUAUUUUGGAGGUCUCCCCCUGCACUGGACGCUGGCAGUCUGGGUUGCCACGCUGGUGGUCGCCAGCUUCCUCUUUGUAAUGUUCGGACUGACUGCAGGUCAUCAUGCUCAUGAGAACUUUUUCGAGGGUGACAAACCGAGGGCUGAGUACGUAGACUGGGGACUUCACCAGCUCGACACGGUGGUCGAGAGGAUCGACUACGCAGGCAACCACUUCAAGUCUCUCACGCGCUUCGGCGACCACUACCUGCACCACCUGUUCCCGACGCUGGACCACGCUGAGCUCAAAUACCUCUACCCCGUACUUUAUGAGCACUGCAGCAAGUACGAGGAACAACUGCGGACCUCGACGUUCUACAAAGCGUUGAUAAGUCACUGUAAGCAGUUAAUUAGAACCACGCCACAUGAUUUCACGGAAAAAAAUAGGAAGUGAGUUGUAUUGUUAUUAGGUAUGACUCUUACGUAUCUAU